GACCAUAGCACUGAGCCACCAUACGGGGCUGAUACUUUACGCUGGUGGGUGGCUGAGUCCAAUGUUUAUACAGAAGUGCAAAUUGGACCUACAGUGCUCAGUUCUGCUCAAGAUGAUAUUAACAAGCUUCGAAAUACACUCCGUUUUUUGUUGGGGAAUCUGACUGGCUUCAGCCCAGAGACAGACUCUAUCCCUACAUCAGAGAUGUAUCUGAUAGACCAGUUCAUACUCCAUCUACUGCAUGGCUUCGCUAACAAGGUUACACAGGCAUAUAAGGAACAUGACUAUGGAAAAGUCAUCCGAUUACUUCAAGCCUUUUGUAGUAAAGAUCUCUCCAGUUUUUAUUUUAGUAUAAUUAAGGACAGACUUUAUUGUGAAGAGGAAAAAGAUGCUAAACGCCGUUCAUGUCAAACAGCCUUGGCAGCAGUUUUGGAUACAAUGGUUCGUUCUUUUGCACCAAUUCUUCCACAUCUGGCUGAAGAGGUAUUCCAGUAUAUUCCAUACAGAAAAGAGUCAGAUAGUGUAUUUCGUUCCGGAUGGAUGACCACAAGUGCUGUAUGGAAGAAACCAGGCCUUGAAGAAGCAGUGGAUGGAGCAUGUGCAAUGAGAGAUGGUUUCCUGGGCUUUAUUGCAGGCAAAAAUGCUGCGGAAUAUCAGGUGAUUCUAGUGAUUGAGCCUGGGUUGUUCUUUGAAUUAAUGGAGGUGCUGCAACCUGAGGGGUGCUCUAGUACAUCUCAGUUAAAUGAAAUAAUGAUGGCAUCACAGACAACGCUGCUGACUGAAAUACCUAGAGAUGUGAAUGCUGAUGAUAUGAUUAAAGGCACAUUUCUAAUAAAUUUAGAAGGUGGUGAUAUCCGAGAAGAGUCUGCCUAUAAAGUCAUUGUUCUACCAGCUGCCAAAUCAAAAUGCCCCCGUUGUCGAAAAUACACUGCUGAUUCAGCAGAGACUCCAUGUACACGUUGUAUGCAAAUACUUGGUGAGAAAUGAUACCUAUUCCCAUAGCGGUCAAAUAGCUGUGCUGGCUAAAACAAGAUUCACAUUUUGAGAAAACGUGGAAUAUAGAAGUAUCUACAAGAAACCAACAUAUUGUUUGUCUGAAAGCUGGAAAGCUAAAUUCAAAAUUCACGUGUAUAUAUUUAAGCUUGUACACUUAAUAAACUGCUUACUAAAAUG
Messenger RNA from Thamnophis sirtalis, 1173 nucleotides. NCBI's taxonomy places the organism in Eukaryota, Metazoa, Chordata, Lepidosauria, Squamata, Natricidae. The record is from RefSeq and is a predicted model, not a curated record.